GUCUGCGCCGAUUUUACUGAGUCACUGAGUAGCGGCGGACAGGAAUGAAGAAAGCAUUUAGAAAAGUCUAGGCUGACUACCACCAGUGAAAUAACCGCGUUAACGGUGGUUGUUUCUUACGCUCACUCCAGCAGCCAAUGGCUCGUCGUAAAGAUCCCUCUGUUUGCCCACGGGCUGGCGAUGGACGAUCAAAGCGCAAAGGCAGGAGACGGUCAUCCAGAAAUACUGGAUCCGAUGUAUUGUGUGAUGGACAAGACAAUGUUCCAAGAUACGUUCAACUCAGCAAACAUAAACAGCUUGAUAAACGGUUUCAACCAAACAGACCAGUCAUUUGGCCUGUGAAAUCUGCUACAAUGAGAGCUAAGGCUUCAUCCAGAAUUAAAGAACUAGCUAAGCCGAAGUCAAUUCAUAAAGACAGCAAUCUAACUUACACUGAGGGCAAGUCAAAGACUGCUAAGAGAGGCAAAAGAUCAAGAAGAAAUAAAGAAUCCAUCAUUUACGCUGAAGUACCAAGAUUCAUUUAUCUCAGUGAGCCCAAAAAGCUGCCUGAAGGAUACCUGAUAAACAGAUUAUCACCGAUCUGGCCUGUGAAACGUCAAGCAAUGAGAGCUCAGCCCAGUUCCAGAAUUCGUGAACUUGCCAAACCAAAGCAGCUUCAUAAGGAUUGGCAGCCAAGCAAAUCAGUUUAUUCUACAACCCCAAUGGGUGAUGAUAUGAUGUAUGAUGUAAUCUCAAGUCGAACAGAAGAGCUCGCUAAGCAUAAAACCUACCAUGAGCCACCUGCCCGAAAAUCCUAUUUGUGGGACUACCCCUUCUGGGAUCAUCAGAUCAGCGAAGAAGCAAAAACCAUAUCACCAACUGAAAGGCUUGUGGAACUAGCAAAGCCUAAAGGAGAUUACGCAGGGUAUGUUCCCCGUAGACCAGUGGAUGAACCUGUAUCUGAUGCUGCAAUGAGUUACAUAGCCACAGAAAGAAUUGGAGAACUUGCUAAACCAAAGAUCCGUGCUGUAGCAACCAAGUCUGAAAAUCCCUUUGAAAUAUCAGAGUCUGCUAAAAACGCUGUUGCAACUCCCAGACUUGAACAACUUUCUCUUCCACUCCCUAGAAAAGUGACACGCAAGAAACUUUGAUAAAGUCAUCUUGUCUAA
Messenger RNA from Rhincodon typus (whale shark), 1148 nucleotides. It is a transcript of the gene spmap2, whose product is annotated as theg spermatid protein. Lineage: Eukaryota; Metazoa; Chordata; Chondrichthyes; Orectolobiformes; Rhincodontidae. The record is from RefSeq and is a predicted model, not a curated record. Bases 138 to 1130 code for a protein of 330 amino acids. The transcript has 11 exons.